CGGAAUGAACCAAAAAAUCGAUUUUUUAAUAGAAACCCAAGUACAAAAAUCCCAUCUUUAUUCCUACUAGCAACACAGGCAUGAAAAAAACCGAGCUUUAAAUUGAAGGACCUUGCACUCCAACUGUUCGACCUAUUUCCUCUGAGAAAAACCCCAAGAAUGUAUAGACUGCAAAAGCCAUUUGCGAUGAACAAAACGAGGGAAUCCAGCAUUUCAUCAUGCUACACAAGGAUUCAAAUCAUGCACAAAACAACUGCAGGUAGAAAGCCAAAGAAGAAGAUAUACCACAGAGUGCAAGAACUGGACAGGGUCAUGGAUCUUCACAAGAAGCCCUCUGUAAUCCUUCAGCUCAAAUCCAUCAUUCAAUCCCAGAAAACAACCUCCCUUCUGCUCAGAGACCUCGAGAAAGAAGUUGGCUUCGUGCAUAAAUGGACUUACAUGGCCGUGAUCGAGAGAUACCCCACCGUUUUUCGUGUAUUCGGUGGUCAGGGGUCGCCUCCCGCGGUCACAUUGACUGAAAAAGCUAAAAAGAUUGCGUUUUUAGAGUCGGAGGCGAGGGCGGAGAUGGAGCCCAUUUUGGUCAGGAAUUUGAGGAAGCUGUUGAUGCUUUCAGUUGAUUGUAAACUCCCUUUAAAAACCAUUGAUUUGAUCUCUGAUGAGUUGGGAUUGCCUCAUGAUUUCAAGAACUGUGUGAUUCUGAAAUACCCCGAGUUUUUCAGAUUGGAUGAGAUGAACGGGAGGGAGUUUCUGCAUUUGGAGAAUUGGGAUUCUUCGCUAGCAGUAACUGCUCGCGAGGAGAGGCUGUUGCCUCAAGAACUCGUCCUCAAUACGAGACGCGUUAGGAUAUCCAAAGAUGGGAACCUUCCGGGGCCCUUUGCGUUCCAAUUGAGGUUUCCUGCUGGUUUUAGGCCGAAUGUGAGUUAUCUCGAGGAGGUUGAGAGGUGGCAGAAGUUGGAAUUCCCUUCUCCUUACUUGAACGCGAGGAGGUUUGAAGUGUCCGACCCAAAGUCUCGAAAGAGAGCUGUGGCAGUGCUUCAUGAGCUCUUGAGUUUAACCAUGGAGAAGAGAUUGACUUCUGCUCAGCUGGACGCCUUCCACUCAGAAUGCCGGCUGCCUUCUCGGCUCCUGCUCUGCUUGAUCAAGCAUCACGGCGUGUUUUAUGUUACUAACAAAGGUGUGAAGAGCACUGUGAUUCUCAAGGAGGCUUAUGAUGGGACAACAUUGGUUCAUAAGUGUCCUUUGAUUGAGUAUAGAGAUAAAUUCAUGGCUCUUAUCGGGAGGAACGAGUGCAGUUCGUGCAACGAGGCUAAAAUUCUUGAAAAGCAAUGAUCAGCAAAGAGAUUUGGUGGAGUAAGGGAAGAGGAAGGUGGGUCGAUCCCAAGCAUAAGUGAAUCUGACAUUCGCUCGAGGAAGAAUAGGGCGCCCUCGAUUUAUUAAGCAGUAGUCGCCUUUCGUCUGGAAAAUCGACCGAUCAACAGGCUUAACUGUCUGAAAGCCACGGCAAAUUACUACUAUGUUCGCCUGGGAGCAGUUGCAGUUGUUGACAACUUGCACGUCCCACUCCGGCAACCCUCUAUUCAUCCUCCCGUUCCUCACUGUCCCGACCACAAUGUCGUUCGGUCCGCAUUUACCGAAUGCUGCAGUAACAGAGAUCAUAUUAGCAUUUUUAUGAUGAAAAUAGAACUAACCUUGAAUUUGUGAAACCAUAGUUUUGUCACUUUUGGUUCUGGUUUUUAUACUCUUUGUGUUUGGAUGAGUUUCAUUUACCUGUUGAGAUGAAACACAAAAUAGAAAACACUUCAAUUGCAAGCCUCAUUGAUGUCAACAUUGUGAAGAAGCUGUGAUCAACAAAGAGGCUUGGUGGAGAAGGGGAAGAGGAAGAAGGGUGGAUCCCAAGCAUAGGAGAAUUUGACAUCAGCCCGCGGAAGAAGAGGGCGGCCUCCAUUCACGGAGCAGUGGUCGCCAUUCCUCUGGAAAAUCGAGGGAUCAACAGGCUUAACUGUCUGAAAGCCACUGCAAGUUAGUACGAUGUUCGACUGUGAGCAGUUACAGUUGUUGACAACUUGCACGUUCCACUCCGGCUUCCCUCCUAUCUGCCUCCCGCUCCUCACUGUCCCGAUCACAAGCUCGUUCACUCCACAUUUACCAAAUGCUGCAGCAACAAACACGAACAUUUUAGUGAU
Molecule: messenger RNA, 2183 nt
Organism: Salvia hispanica
Lineage: Eukaryota; Viridiplantae; Streptophyta; Magnoliopsida; Lamiales; Lamiaceae
Product: Ubiquitin carboxyl-terminal hydrolase family protein
Molecular function (GO): RNA binding
Source: RefSeq, a predicted model, not a curated record